Messenger RNA from Rhinolophus ferrumequinum (greater horseshoe bat), 3245 nucleotides. RefSeq names its product failed axon connections homolog, metaxin like GST domain containing (gene FAXC). The record is from RefSeq and is a predicted model, not a curated record. Gene Ontology annotation, cellular component: cytoplasm. The transcript has 6 exons. Lineage: Eukaryota; Metazoa; Chordata; Mammalia; Chiroptera; Rhinolophidae. The coding region runs from base 97 to 1326 and encodes 409 amino acids.
CCCCGCCUGCAGCUGAGCCCGCGCCGGGCCGCGCCGGCCCCUUCCCAUGCGGGCGGCGCGGGCCCUGGGAGGGCCGUCCGCAGCCAGCCGCGCAGCAUGCUCUGGGGGGUUGGCUUUGCCUCGUCCAGGCCGUGCGUGGUGGAUUUGAGCUGGAACCAGAGCGUCUCCUUCUUCGGCUGGUGGGCCGGGACCGAGGAGCCCUUCUCCUUUUAUGGGGACAUCAUCGCUUUCCCUUUGCAGGAUUACGGUGGGAUCAUGGCAGGGCUGGGCUCCGAUCCCUGGUGGAAGAAAACACUUUACUUGACCGGGGGAGCUUUGCUGGCCGCAGCUGCGUAUCUGCUCCACGAACUCCUGGUCAUUAGGAAACAGCAAGAGAUUGACUCCAAAGAUGCCAUUAUUUUGCAUCAGUUUGCAAGACCUAACAAUGGUGUUCCCAGUUUAUCUCCUUUCUGUUUGAAAAUGGAAACUUAUUUAAGGAUGGCUGACUUACCCUAUCAGAACUAUUUUGGUGGAAAACUUUCUGCUCAAGGGAAAAUGCCUUGGAUUGAAUAUAAUCAUGAAAAAGUUUCUGGCACAGAAUUCAUAAUUGACUUUCUGGAAGAGAAACUUGGAGUGAAUUUAAACAAACACCUUGGCCCUCAUGAAAGAGCCAUCUCCAGGGCGGUGACAAAGAUGGUGGAGGAGCACUUCUACUGGACAUUAGCUUAUUGCCAGUGGGUGGACAAUCUCAAUGAGACCCGGAAGAUGCUCUCUCUUAGUGGUGGUGGUCCCUUCAGCAACCUGCUGAGGUGGAUCGUGUGCCACAUAACAAAAGGAAUUGUGAAACGCGAGAUGCACGGCCACGGCAUUGGCCGCUUCUCAGAGGAAGAGAUUUACAUGCUGAUGGAGAAGGACAUGCGGUCUUUAGCAGGGCUUUUGGGUGAUAAGAAGUAUAUCAUGGGGCCCAAGCUUUCCACUCUCGACGCUACUGUCUUUGGACACUUGGCACAGGCAAUGUGGACCUUACCUGGGACGAGACCUGAGCGGCUGAUCAAAGGUGAGCUGAUCAACCUCGCCAUGUACUGUGAGAGGAUAAGGAGGAAAUUCUGGCCCGAGUGGCACCACGACGAUGACAACACCAUCUAUGAGUCUGAGGAGAGCAGCGAAGGCAGCAAAGCCCACACACCCCUGCUGGACUUCAGCUUUUACUCAAGGACAGAGACCUUUGAAGACGAGGGAGCAGAGAACAGUUUUUCCAGAACCCCAGACACGGAUUUCACUGGACACUCACUCUUUGAUUCUGACGUGGACAUGGAUGAUUGCACAGACCAUGAGCAGUGCAAGUGACGUGCAGGCUCGCUGUCCCUCUUCUGCUGGAGCUGCCACUCCCUGGGGUCAGUCCAGUUUCCCAGGUAGAAAUCCAUCCAAGCUGGGAGGAGAUCUUCAUGCUUGGCACAGUUCUCACAAGCUAACUGGACUAUUGCAGCCUUAUUUCUUUUUUGUACAAACAAAACAGAACCAUUCAAAUGGCUCCAUUUAAAACAAACAGGCAAAAAAAAAAAAAAAGUCAGCAUGGUUCCUGAAAUCCAUUUUUGUUUUCAUUAGAAAACUAAUAUUGUGAGGUAGACCAGGUGCAAGAGUGGGUUUUCUUCAGCUUGUUUAUAUUGAUCCUCUUCAACCGGAGGGCUUAGUUGCGAGAUGAAUUCUUAAACCUUCUUCAUCCACCAGGGUUUGAAGUGCUGAGAGAUGUCAUCAGAAGAAAUGUAGGAGAUAAAUGUUCUGUGGUGGCUGCUUGUACUUUGUGUGUGUAUAUUGUAUGUUGAGAUAUAAGUCAAAUAAAAUCCAUAGAUAUUCAGUGAACACCUACUAUGUGCAAAGCACUGUGCUAGGUGCUAACCAGUAUAAGUUUAAGUCUAAGCCCUGCCAGUGACUAGCUGUGUAAUGUUGGGCAAGUCCCUUAAUUCUUGUGUGCCUCAUGUUCCCCACCUGUAAAGUGGGGAUAACAAUACUCUCCACCUACCUACCUCACAGGGGUGUUGUGAGGAUUCAUGGAGUCACAUUUGGCGCUUUAAACCUCUUGGAAGAGGUGUGACAUAAACAACAUUUUAUUCUUUAUUGUGCUUCAUAAGUGUGAAGAUAUUAGGACCAGGGAAUUCCACAUCCGGGCAGCAGCAGCCACCAUCCUUCACAAAAGCCGAGCCGAUGAAACACACACAAAGGCACAGUCGGGAUUCAGUCAUCAUUCCUCUUUGUGAACUUGCUGGAACCGAAAUCUUUUGUUGAAGGAAUCUUGGAAAUAUUUUUACAAAUCAUCAACAGCUACAAAUGGUCUUCAAUUAUGUGUGUUUGCAGAAACGUCUUUCUUUCAUUGCCUGAACGUACACAGGAAUGUUGUCCUUUAUUGACUCCUGAGUAUUACGUUGCCCAUGUUUGAUUUACUUGGAGGGAAUAAAGCUCAGCAAUAUGAAGUGCUUAAUGGAGGUAAAGGGGAAAGUAUUUGAUUGAUUUUUGUAAGCAGAAGCUUGCCAACGUGUAAUGUCUUUUUGAAAACAAACCUUGCAAGAGAUAUUGUAAAGGGGAAGUAGGAAGAGGAUCCUGUUGCUACCAGAGCACUUUGGGCGGUGUAGACGCUAUGCAGUUCUAUUAAUGCAGCUUUUCUGGUGUUCUCAGCCAUUGCCCAAUGAGAGGAAGGCAACGCUGAGGACAAAUUUUAAUGUUUCUUAAGGAUCUUCCAUUCGCUCCCCGUAGGCCCCACCCCCUACCCUACCGUUAGAGCCUAUGAACUCUGUAUAUACUGUAUUUACUAAGGCACUCUGUCUGAAGACACAGUUUUUGUUGACUUAAAACAUUUUCCAGUGAAAUUUGGAGUGAAGAUCCUGGGAUGAUGGCCGUGGAUUUGGGCUAAGAGAGUCAGUAUUAAGAUUUUCAACUGCAAACAAAACUGCUUUGUUUCUGACCACAGCUGACUGACUGCGUAAGAAUUAUUCCUUAAAGAGAUACUUCUUAAAAGACAGCAACUUCUUCUGAGAAGUUCCUGUGCUUUACUUGAAAAAGACUCUGAAUAUAGUUUUUGCAAAACAAUCCUAAAGUGCUGUGGAUUCACAGUGAGAUAAAGGGGGAGAGUUUUUGAGGCUGUUUACCAGUUAAGCAACUAUGUAGGGCAUAUAGAACAGGAAGAAAUGUCAAAGUACCCUAAGUUAGAAAUUCUUACUCCAUGGAAAACUCCGUUGUUGGUAUCUUAUUAAAACCAUUCAUUUUUGAAAGGA